Hibiscus syriacus is the source of this 698-nucleotide messenger RNA. RefSeq lists its product as uncharacterized. The transcript has 2 exons. The record is from RefSeq and is a predicted model, not a curated record. Lineage: Eukaryota; Viridiplantae; Streptophyta; Magnoliopsida; Malvales; Malvaceae. Bases 38 to 637 code for a protein of 199 amino acids.
UUCCUUGGAAGAAGUAAUCAUCAGAUGGUGUCCAAAGAUGGAAUUUUUCACAAAGGGGAAGUUAAGCACACCGAUGCUGCAUGGACUACAAUCAACUAAAGGCAAAUAUGCAGGGCACUGGGAAGGCGACCUUAAUGUUAUCCUUCAACAGUUGUUCAUAGAAAAGGUUUUUCCGAGCUUGGAGGAUUUGGAGCAAUCUUUAAUCAACAAUCAGCGAGUUUGGAAACACAAGCUUUUGUCCACACAUUCUUAUGCCCAAAAUCUAACACGCUUGACUAUCGAGGGCUGUCAUAAUUUGAACUUCAUGUUUUCGUCCUCUAUGGUGAAAAGUUUUGUUCAACUCAAGAUGCUAAAGGUUGAAAAUUGUGAGAAUCUGGAAAAUGUGAUCUCUGCGAAAGGAUUAACGAAAGAAGAAAUGAUGAAUCAGAAAAUGUUCCGUAUUCUACAAUUCCUAUUUCUCAAAGACCUUCCUAAACUGACGAGAUUCUGCCAUGGAAAUUACUUUGAAUUCCCCUUGUUGACAAGUCUUAGUAUCGAAACUUGUCCUACACUGAAAACAUUCAUCUCUGCUGCAGAAGGAAACAACUCAGAGAUUGCCUCUCCAACUCUCUUCGAUGAAAAGGUAAUACUUCAUUAGUUUCUUUUCUCUGCAUCAUUUCUUUCUCUCUUUCAUUAUAUAUUUUCUUUUUUUCCCCCAU